This is a messenger RNA of Effrenium voratum, 1407 nucleotides long. The record is from the annotation of a GenBank genome assembly. Lineage: Eukaryota; Dinophyceae; Suessiales; Symbiodiniaceae.
AGUUGCUCCGGCUCAACAGUAGCUGGGCAGAUUUGCAAUUCAGCCAUGGCUGGCUUCAACUUUCAGCAGAUGGGCGGCCGCUGCAAGAUGGUCUCCGAGGAAGAUGCUGUCAGCUUGCUCACAGGUGACAUCAUCGUACUGGAGGUGCAGCGGAAGAUGAAGCAGCGCAGAGAGCAGAAGGAGGAGCAGCGCAGGCUCUCCCGAGUGCAUGCGAAGGUGGAGAGACAGAAGGAACUGCUCCUGGAGUUUUUGAAGCAGCGCGACUUCCAGCCGCGGGUGAACGCCCCGAAGCUUCGCUGCUUCGGGUUGCUGCGGUCCUACCCUCUGCAGCAGGCGGUGCUGGAGAGGAGGUGGGACGCGGUGCAAUUGCUGCUCCGCUUCGGCGCGGAGCCGAAGCUGAAAGACUCCUUCGGGCGCAGCGCCUUUGACAUGAUGCCGUGCCAGAUCAGGGACAGGUUCAGCCGCCUUCAUGAACGGAUCCUGGCAACGGGAACAGCCGUCCUAUAGGCCACGUCGAUGCCUGGAGUCCAAGAUCAUUGAAGAUUGAGAUGUGGCAAGUCAGACUUGGCACUUUGAAGGACAGUUGUGUAUAACAGGACGCCCAUGUAAAGCCACUCAUAGGAGUAAUUUGCCAGACAAUUCUUCGCAAGGCCUUUGCGCUUGCCAUCGCGCCUCCUUUCAUUGCUGGAGUGCAACGCGGCGCAGCCCGAGGUUUUGUGUUUCAUUCGGGCCACUUGUAAUUUGAAGCCCAGCUAGGGCGAUUUACGUAAUUAUUUCACAGGGCGGAUGUAUAUAGUUCAUAGAUGGGAAGGAUCCUGGGCUGCCCGACGGGCCACAGAGGGCUCAGAUCUUGGCAGCUUCAGUUGUACUUCUAUUCUAUGAGGCUGCGCGCCAGUCCUGUGGGUGGCCAACUCCACAGUUAGAGGGUUGGCCGACAGUGCGCGGUCACUUGUGUUGUUGGUUUGCAGACAACCACAGAUUUUCGACAGUGCACUGCACUGGUUUCCAUUCUGGAUUACCCUGGUUGAUUGAUACUGGGGUGCUUCUUCACAUUUGGAGGAGUCGCACCCUCUACGUAUCCGGGUUGUGAAUCCGGGUUGUCAAUUCAUUUGAGGCUGAGAGGUCCUUUCGCAAGGCCAGCCAGGAGCCCAGUGGCCAGAUCUGAAGACUGAAGUGGCAAGCGGAGUCUGAGCUCUGAUUAGAACCUCUCGCCCCCGGGUGCCAGGGGAUGGUUGCAACCCGCGCUUGCUUGCAUGCGGCCCGCACCAUCCCCUGCCAUUUUUUGGGAUUCUCCAUUUUGAUGGUUUGAAACGACCUCAACUUGGCACAAGUCUUGGAUGCUGAGAGCCACUUUGGCACUGUGGCCGAUACUCAACGACUUUCCUCCAAGCAUCCGGUGAAACAGAU